CGCGCAUGACGUCAGUGGGCUUUAACUUCCGGGUGGAGUAAUGUUGACGCAAUCCGCUGAAAGUUGAUGAGAGAAGCGUCAGCUGUUUUUAUUUCUCUCUCCUCAGACGCUUUGAUGAGACGGAGCAGGUUCUGUAUGCUCUGAGGUCAUCGAGGUGAAUGCAGAAUGGCCAGCGCAGCGGCCGGCGAGAGUUCAGCUUCAUCAGCAGCGAACGGACAGACGGCGGGAGAGAACGGCAGCGGCGGCGGGGGGGCUCAGGACAGCACGUUUGAGUGUAACAUCUGUCUGGACACGUCUAAAGACGCCGUGAUCAGUCUGUGUGGACAUCUCUUCUGCUGGCCGUGUCUGCAUCAGUGGCUGGAAACCAGGCCGAACAGACAGGUGUGUCCGGUUUGUAAGGCCGGCAUCAGUCGAGAUAAAGUGAUCCCGCUGUACGGCAGAGGCAGCACCGGCCAGCAAGACCCCAGAGAGAGAACUCCUCCACGACCGCAAGGACAGCGUCCAGAACCAGAGAACCGUGGCGGGUUUCAGGGCUUCGGCUUCGGCGAUGGAGGCUUCCAGAUGUCUUUCGGGAUCGGGGCUUUUCCUUUUGGGAUCUUUGCUACAGCGUUUAAUAUCAAUGAUGGACGACCGCCUCCAGCAGCUCCAGGAACCCCUCAGCACGCGGAUGAGCAGUUCCUGUCUCGCCUCUUCCUGUUCGUGGCGCUCCUCAUCAUGUUCUGGCUGCUGAUCGCUUAAUCGCUGAAGAAGUGUACGAUGGAGGACCAGCGGCUAACUAACCCUUCAGUAGUACAGGGUGGGAGCAGCUCUUUUUCUGUGAAAGAGAUGCAGCGCUUGUGAGAUGCAAACCACACUGUUUUCUUCCCAGAUUUGAUUUUAAAUAAAUGCCAGAGUCUUAUUUCUCUAUUAUUGGGUUUUUCUACGGUUACGGUGCCAAAUGAUGCAUAAAUGUACUUCCUAGCGUUUCAUUUUAGCUUAUUUUAAUUCAUAUUUUUGUUUUUAAAUAUCUCGUCACAUGGGCCGAAGUAGAGCAUCUGUUCUUUUACUAAUCUAAAAAUAAACGUUUUUUUGAAAAUAGAGACUUAAACUAAUUCAGAACGUGAUAGAAGCACACGGAGAUUUAUUUUAAAGCUCAAUAUCUAUAAUGUAGACUUUUUAGGUUUUGGAAAAUAUUUGGGAAAGAAGAAUGAUUUGCAGUGUGAGAGGCAUAAGCACAUGUUGACUGUCCACAUGAUGAUUAAAUUUAAUUAUAAAUGUGUUUUUGAAUGUUGUUUUAGUGUUUGUUUUUCAUCACAAUUUCUUUCUUUUGUGCAAUACUGGCCCCAUCCAUGCAAAUAUCACUGUGUUGUUGUAGAGGGACUUCUUUAUUUUACUAAUCCAAUUCUCUUCUAUUAAACCAAUAAAUAAUGUUAUGACACAAAA
This is a messenger RNA of Cyprinus carpio (common carp), 1422 nucleotides long. RefSeq names its product ring finger protein 185 (gene rnf185). Gene Ontology annotation, biological process: ubiquitin-dependent protein catabolic process. Gene Ontology annotation, molecular function: ubiquitin-like protein conjugating enzyme binding; metal ion binding; ubiquitin protein ligase activity. The record is from RefSeq and is a predicted model, not a curated record. Gene Ontology annotation, cellular component: endoplasmic reticulum. NCBI's taxonomy places the organism in Eukaryota, Metazoa, Chordata, Actinopteri, Cypriniformes, Cyprinidae.